GGUGCUAUCGCACAAGAAGGAACAGUGUAAAGCAACCUCAUCUAUUGCCAGCAUAACGUGAUAAAGUUGGACCCCGCCACUUUGGAACACUUCCAUUGACUAGACUUUUCAAAGUCAUCGCCAUUCUUUUUCCUUUCGGUGCCGAGAAAAGAGCAAACAAAUCCGAGAAAGACCGGCGAAAGAGCAUUGCAAUUCUUCUGCCUCUGGCGCUUUGCUGAUUCCUCUUGAGGAAUCCCAGAUCAGAUUCAGAAAGGACUCCACAUCCCGCUGCGAUCAAACCCGGUGAAGAUUUUAAGCUCCUGAAGGAGAAUAAAGAGAAAGAGGGACUCACCAGACGCAGCGACGAUGUCCGCUUGUGCCAACAACGGCAAUUCGUCAUCGGGGGCCGAAUUUGAGGUGUUCUUGAGUUUUAGAGGCCCCGACACCCGCCUCAACUUCACCGAUUGUCUCUAUCACUCCUUGGUUGGAGCUGGGAUUCGCGUUUUCAGAGACGACGAAGAGAUCCGAAAGGGUGAAAAGAUUGGAGGCGAACUUCUGCAUGCCAUUGAAUCCUCCCAAAUAUACGUGCCCAUCUUCUCUAGGAACUACGCAUCCAGUGCGUGGUGUCUUCGCGAGCUCACGCACAUGGUGGAGUGCUCGAGCAAAGGGAAUGACAAAGUGAUUCUACCCAUUUUCUAUGACGUAAGUCCUGACGACGUGAAGCUCAAAAGUCGAUUGUACCUCGACGCUCUGGAGAAGCAUGAGGAGAAGUUCGGACACGAUGAUGUUCGGCAAUGGAAGGAGGCUCUGACAGAGGUCGCAAGAAUCAAGGGAUGGAGCUUGAAGGACAAAGGCCAUGGUGAAAUCAUCAACACUAUUGUUGAUGAGAUUUUGGCCAAGCUGAUGAACAGAAGGAGAAAUUUGCCUGAUAAUUUAGUCGGGAUCCAUGAUCGUGUGGAAGCUAUCAUGAACAUGUUAAACAAAGGUUCUCGUGAUGUUCGCUACCUGGUCAUCCAUGGAAUGGGCGGUAUCGGUAAGACAACUCUCGCAAGUGCUGUCUUUAAUCAAAUCUCCAAACAAUUUCAAGGUUGUAGCUUCCUUUCGGACAUUCGCGAAUCUGCGCUACAUGGUAGAAUUGUUGACUUACAAAAACAGUUGUUAUCAGAAAUUCUCCAAGGCAGAUCUCUAGAGAUCCACAAUUCUAUUGAUGUAGGGAUUAAAAUAAUAAGAGAAAGGUUUCGUGAUAAGAAAGUUCUUCUUGUUCUUGAUGACGUUGAUAAGUGGGACCAACUCUCUAAACUAGCAGGAAAGAGCGAUUGGUUUGGUCCAGGAAGCAAAAUCAUCAUUACAACUAGGGACAUCAACUUUUUGCCAAUCGAAGAGGAGGAUGAAGAGAGUAGUUUCCAAACACAUUCUAAAGAGUUUGAAAUCUAUGAAAUGACAGAAAUGGAUUCUUCCCAUGCUCUUCGGCUUUUUAGUAAACAUGCCUUCAAGAUGGAUUUCCCACCACAUGACUUUGAUGAUAUCUCACGCAAAAUUACUAGCAAAACAGGUGGACUUCCAUUAGCUCUCGAGGUUAUCGGUUCCUCACUUUGCGGCAAAAGCAAAAAGUUUUGGAAAGACACUUUAAAGAAGUUAGAUUUUGUGCCCAAGCAGGAAGUCUUCAAUAAACUAAAAAUCAGUUAUGACAUGUUAGAGCAUCAUCAGAGACAGAUCUUUCUUGAUAUCGCAUGUUUCUUGAUUGGAAGAGAAAGACUCCACCCGUACUAUAUGUGGAAAGCUUCCAACUAUUUUCCAAAAAGUGAACUACUUGUCCUUACUCGUAUGUCUUUAAUAAAGAUAGGAGAAAAUGAUAAACUAUGGAUGCAUGAUCAACUUAGAGAUCUUGGAAGAGAAAUUGUUCAGCGCGAAGACGUCAAUUUUCCAGGGAAGCGUAGCAGGUUGUGGGAUCCCAAGAUUACCGUUGACGUGGUUCGGAUGAAAGAGGGGACAGACAAAGUCGUAGCACUCAGAUUAACAAGACUCUACAAAGAGCACAGUUUCACAAGUGAAGAAUUUUCAAAGUUGCCCAAUCUAAGAUAUUUGGAAUUAGAGGGCGGGAACUUGGUAGGGGACUUUAAGAAUCUUCUCUCCAAGUUAACAUGGCUCUCUUGGAGUGACUGCCCUUUGGAACUAAACGCGACGAAUUUAUGUCUCGAGAAAUUAGUCGUGCUCAAGCUUUCGGGAAUUAACAUUACUGAAGAUUGGACCGGAUGGGGGCCAUGCUUGGUGAGCGAGAACUUGAAAGUUAUAGAAAUCAGUUACUGCCCAAAUUUAAAAAGGACUCCCGACUUCUCAAAAUGCUUGAAUUUGAAGAAUUUGGAUAUUGGAUUGUGUUCAGACUUAUCGGCGGUUCAUCAUUCCAUUGGAGCGAUGACGGGUCUGAAGUAUUUAUCUUUAGAUACUUGUUCUUUGCUUAGCACACUUCCAGACUCCAUCGGAGAUCUCAAAAUGUUGAGGACGAUGAGUCUUUCUAAAACUCCGAUAGAGAAGCUACCGAACCCGAUAGGAGGAUUAGAGUCUUUGCUUGAGCUACAUUUGAUCGACACAAAAAUCAGAAAAUUACCUGCUUCUAUUGAGAAUCUUAAAAAUUUGAGGAAGAUGAGUCUUUAUCGAACUCCGAUAAAGAAGCUACCGAACACAAUAGGAGGAUUAGAGUCUUUGCUUGAGCUAAAUUUGAGCCAAACAAAUAUUAGAAAAUUACCUACUUCUAUUGGGAAUCUUAAAAAGUUGAGGAAGAUGAGUAUUUGUCAUACUCCUAUAAGGAAGCUACCGAAAAUAGAAGGGCUAGAGUCUUUGCGUGAGCUAGAUUUGAGCUACACACGUAUCAGAAAAGUUCCAGCUUGUAUUGGAAAUCUCAAACGGUUGGAGAUUUUAUAUAUAGACCUUAGGGCGACUAGAAAGCUACCAAAGGCCACAGGGACGGCAAACAAUCUUAAAGCUUUAGAUCUUACAUUCUGGGAAGAUCUGGACGGGGAUGGUCCAAGGGAAAUGUCAAUUCUAUUGGUGUCUAGAGAGCGAGAGCUGACAAUGAGCAAGAUUAGGAGUGUGUCCACACUUUUCUUCCCAUCUCCAACAACUUCGUCCGGAUCAAUGUGAUAGAACUUGAACAUUUGCCAUAUCUCCCUGUGAGUUUGAAGGAUUUAAAAUUCUCAUCUUAUUUAUUGUGGACAACCCCUGACCUCUCAUGCCUGAUUAACUUAGUCGAUCUUCAUAUACAGGAUGGCACUCCUCUGUUGUCAGAAUUCAAACAAGGAGCUCCAAAGAUAGAGUGGAUCGAGGGGUUAUAUUAACUAGAGAGAUUGACACUUGUCAAUAAAGAUGUCACAUUUCCUCCGAUUAUUUUGGCUACUCUUUCUCGGCUUCGGACUCUUGAGAUAACUUGUGUCGACCGGCGAUCUCCGGUGGGGCUCCCAUCCAGUCUUGAAGCAUUGACUCUACAUGAUGUGAAGUCAUCCAUGGGAAGGUCGCUCUUUUCCAACUUGACAAAUCUGUCCAGUUUGUGCCUUCUUAACUGUCGGCUGAGGGAAGUCGAAUUUGAUGAUGCGCUCGGACAGCAACUGGAGAAACUCCGUCGUUUGGAAUUGAAGGAUAGUGCAGCGCUUGAGAGGAUCUAAAUUUCGAGAUUAGAGGGGCUCCAAGAGUUCAGCGUGACUGAUUGCCCUGGGCUAAUGGAGGCUCAAGAUCUGGAGAAAUCGAAACCAUUCGAGGCAGUUCCUUAGAAUGGUUGCCUGGUUUAUCAAAUAGAAAGAAGCGGCUGCAGAGAUUGAUAUGGCCACAUUGUCCACUGGACAUGAUGCCCGAUCUACAUAUUCCAGACCCGAGUGAAUUGCUCAUUGGAGGACGCCGGAUUUCAUUUACAUUUUUUGGCACAUUCCAAGAAUGAAAGGUUACUAACAGCAAUAGAGUGGACGAUAUGAACAUCCGACUCUAGAAAGAAAGAAAAUUCUCAUAUCCCUUACAGUCGAUAAAAGUUCCAUCGGUUUUGCUUC
This is a messenger RNA of Syzygium oleosum, 4010 nucleotides long. Its product is annotated as disease resistance protein RPV1-like. The transcript has 4 exons. Bases 346 to 3117 code for a protein of 923 amino acids. The record is from RefSeq and is a predicted model, not a curated record. Lineage: Eukaryota; Viridiplantae; Streptophyta; Magnoliopsida; Myrtales; Myrtaceae. Gene Ontology annotation, biological process: signal transduction; defense response. Gene Ontology annotation, molecular function: ADP binding.